UUUCUUCCUUUUCUUUUCUCUCACUUCUUCUUCCUUGCCGUAAACCAUUUUGCACAAAAGCAAGAAACCCAAACCCUAACACUCUGAAGUUCACCCAUAUUUCUAGCCUCAGUUUCUACAUUGUAUGGUAACUCUUUCAUAAGCUUAACGAGUGCUGUUUUUGUUGAGAGUGGAGGGUAAAACCCAGCUGAACAAACCCUAGGAACCUUCAAAAGAAGCAAAAAAAACCAUCUUUAAUUGGUUUUAAAUAUUGGGUCUUUUUUUUUUGAAUUUCUCUCUAAAACCCAAAACCAUUACUGAAUGAAGAACCCCAUCAUUGAGUAGCAAAGCAAAGCUCGGUUAUUUACGUUCUGUUUUCCCCCUACAUUCACCUAACAAUGUCAAACCAAAGACCCACUUUUUUCUCCUUUGUUGCCCUUUGUUUUAUAGUUUUCUCCAAUGUGGCUUUGGUAACUUCAAAAUCAACAAUCGAACCUUGUUCGAACUCUGAUUCCUGCAACGCCUUGUUAGGGUACACUCUCUACACAGAUUUGAAAGUGGCCGAGGUUGCUUCCCUCUUCCAGGUUGACCCCAUUGCGGUCCUCACGGCCAACGCUAUCGAUAUCUCUUACCCCGACGUCGAAAACCACAUCCUUCCUUCCCGGCUCUUCCUCAAGAUCCCCAUCCAAUGUUCCUGUGUCGAGGGAUUCGAAAAUCCGUUCCACCAAGUACAAAACUCGCCCACAGGACACGCUUCGUCGAUUGCUGACUCCAUUUAUGCUGGUUUGGUGUCAGCUGAUCAGAUUAGGGAGGUCAACUCCAUUGCUGAUCCAUCCGUUCUUGAUGUGGGGGAGAACCUUGUGGUUCCUUUGCCGUGUACUUGUUUUAAUGGUACUGAUAAUGGACUGCCCGCCGUUUAUCUGUCGUAUGUGGUGAAGCCAGUGGAUACUUUGGCUGGAAUUGCAGCUAGUUAUUCCACUACGAUCACAGAUUUAAUGAAUGUUAAUGCUAUGGGGACUAGUUCUAUUAAGGAUGGUGAUAUUCUAGCUGUUCCUUUAUCAGCUUGUGCUUCGAAUUUUCCCAAAUACGCCUUAGAUUAUGGAUUGAUUGUUCCUAAUGGGAGCUAUGCUAUAACUGCUAGCCACUGUGUCCAGUGCAGCUGUGGGCCUGGGAGUCGCAAUUUGUACUGCAUGCCUUCUUCGUUGGCUGUUUCAUGUUCAAGCUUGCAAUGUAAAAGCAGCAACCUUAAGCUGGGGAACGUUACAGUGCAGCAAAGUAGUGCUGGAUGCAACGUUACUUCUUGUGCUUACGGUGGUUAUGCAAAUGGCACCAUUAUCGCAUCGUUGUCAUCUUCUCUUGAACCUCGAUGUCCAGGACCGCAACAAUUUCCUACCCUCGUAGCCCCACCUACUUAUGUACCGGAUUCGGCUUUUGCCCCAGCACCUUCACCCCAGUCGGAUGGUUCCACAACAACUGUGCCCAAGACUUCGACAGUUCCUUCUACCGGGUCACUUCCAGGAUUUGGCCCGGCAGGUGCUCCACUGGGAAGUAUGUCUGAAGCCUCCACAUUGGUGAAUUCGGUCUCUAUCCUUCCUGCUGCACUUAUGACAUGCUUGCUUAUCAAAUUAAUCUCACCCGUGUCAUUGUAAUUUGGUCGUCUUUGUUUUGAAGAUUUCUUGCUUUUUGAUCUGUCCAGGUUGUCUGUAGCUUUAUCCAUGACUGCAUUUACAUUCUUGCUGUUAGCUACUUUGGUUUC
Messenger RNA from Hibiscus syriacus, 1735 nucleotides. Its product is annotated as lysM domain-containing GPI-anchored protein 1-like. The transcript is spliced from 5 exons. The coding region runs from base 378 to 1628 and encodes 416 amino acids. The record is from RefSeq and is a predicted model, not a curated record. Lineage: Eukaryota; Viridiplantae; Streptophyta; Magnoliopsida; Malvales; Malvaceae.